Molecule: messenger RNA, 1608 nt
Organism: Peronospora farinosa
Lineage: Eukaryota; Oomycota; Peronosporomycetes; Peronosporales; Peronosporaceae
Source: the annotation of a GenBank genome assembly
AUGCUGAGUCUCAUUCAUAAUAAACAGCCUCAAUCUAUACGUCUCCUGACGCAGUUGACACGAUGUCGCAUGUUCUCGUCUCCUUGUCGUCUUACGCAGUAUCCGUUCUUAGAGGAACUGGGCCUCAUGGAGGAGAAUCACGGUGUGUACAAUGGCGAGUGGUUUGGUAGCGGCGAUGUGUUUACCUCUGUGAGUCCCGUGAACGGCCAAUCCAUUGCUAGUGUCCGCUCUGGCAAUAAGGCCGACUAUCAAAAGGUGGUGUCCGCCAUGGACGACGCCAAGCCUGAGUGGUGCAGUCUGCCGGCUCCACAGCGCGGAGAAAUUGUCCGUCAGAUCGGACAAGAGCUGCGCAACAAGCGUGAUGCUUUAGGCAAGCUUAUUGCACUGGAAAUGGGCAAGAUUUAUGUCGAAGGUGUUGGUGAAGUGCAAGAAGCAAUUGACAUUUGUGACUUUGCUGUGGGACUCAGUCGUACGCUAAACGGGUCAGUGAUUCCAUCCGAGCGUCCAGGACAUUUCAUGAUGGAGCGUUACAAUCCACUCAAGGGCCACGUCGGUAUCAUCACGGCUUUUAACUUUCCCUGCGCAGUGUUGUUCUGGAACGCGGCGCUGAGUCUCGUGUGCGGCAACACGCAGAUUUGGAAGCCGUCUGAGUCAUUGUCACUGACGUCGGUAGCGUGCACCAAGAUCAUUGCGGAUGUACUGGAACGCAACGGCCACUCGGGUGCCAUUGCCUCGUUGAUCUGUGGCAACGGCGCCGAAGUGGGCGAGGCGCUACUGCACGACAGGAGUAUGGAGCUCAUCUCAUUCACGGGUUCCACGGAAGUGGGCCGUCACGUAAACAAAGUGGUGUCAUCUCGCUUUGGCAAGACAAUCCUCGAAUUGGGCGGCAAUAAUGCAAUGAUCGUGGACAAGGACGCGGAUUUGGAGAUGGCGCUGCGUGCGACGCUGUUCUCUGCAGUGGGAACAGCGGGCCAGCGGUGCACGUCGCUCCGUCGUCUCUUCCUCCAUGAAGACAUCCAUGAUGAGUUCCUUCAGCGUCUAGUGUCUGCAUACCAGAACAUAAAAAUUGGCGAUCCAUUGGUGGACGGCAUUCUAUGCGGUCCACUCCACAACACGCAGGCAGUGGAGAAAUAUCUGGAUGGAAUUGAUUCUAUCAAGAAACAAGGGGGCAAGAUUCUCACUGGUGGUAAGAAGAUCAAAGGUGAUGGCAACUUCGUAGAGCCGACCAUCGUUUCGAUCGCCGACGAUGCUGAGAUUCUCCAGAAAGAAAUCUUUGCGCCAAUCUUGUACGCACUGAAGUUUAAGACGCUGGACGAGGCAAUUGAGAAGAACAACGCCGUCCCGCAAGGUUUGUCGUCGUCUCUAUUUACGAAGAAUCAGUCGGCCAUUUUCAAAUGGACAGGUCCAUUGGGAUCAGACUGUGGCAUUGUCAAUAUCAACAUCGGACCCAGUGGUGCUGAAAUUGGUGGAGCUUUUGGCGGCGAAAAAGAAACUGGCGGUGGUCGUGAAUCGGGCAGCGACGCGUGGAAGCAAUACAUGCGUCGAUCAACGUGCACCAUUAAUUACAGCAAGGAGCUGCCACUUGCUCAGGGAAUCGACUUUAACUAA